AGAAGAAAGCAUCAACAAGCUUGGGGCUUGAGAGAAGAGCUUCUCGCUAAUGCUUCUAUUUUCCUCCAUGACUCUUUCACGCCCCUCCUUCCAUGCUUCUCUCACUCCAGCAACUUCGGUUGGAACGCCAAAUGUAGAGAACAAAGUUCACAUGAGUAAACCUAAUAUUAUGUUUGAGGGGAAUAAAGAGAGAAUAAAAAAACUACUUAAUAAAGUUGAGCUGUCUGUAUCAAGUUACGAUACAGCUUGGGUGGCAAUGAUCCCAUCACUAUCUUCUUCACAAACUCCUUUAUUCCCUCAAACUCUAAAUUGGUUAUUAGAGAAUCAACAAAAAGAUGGAUCAUGGGGUCUUCCUAAUCGUGAUGAGUUGUUGACCAAAGAUUCUCUUUUAUCUACCUUGACUUGUGUGCUUGCUCUUAAGCAAUGGGGUGUUGGUGAACAGCAAACUCAUAGAGGACUUGCAUAUAUUGAGUCAAACAUUGCUUCAUCUUUUGAUAACAAGCAACAUUCUCCAAUUGGAUUCGACAUUGUCUUCUCUCAUUUACUCGAGAAAGCCCAAAAGUUGGAUCUGAAUCUUCCUCUUGGAGGGAAAAGUCUGGAGUCACUCAUCCAAAAGAGAGAAAUGGAGCUCCAAAGAGGCUGGGCUGGAAGCAAUUUAGAAGGCUGGAAAGCAUAUUUAGCAUUUAUUUCAGAAGGAUUUGGAAAUUCUCAAGAUUGGGAAAUGGCUAUGAAAUAUCAAAGAAAGAAUGGAUCCUUAUUUAACUCACCUGCCACUACUGCAUGUGCUUUCACACAGCUAAACAAUACACAGUGUUUUGAUUAUCUCCGUUCGUUGUUAGAUAAAUUUGGAAAUUCUGUUCCAACGUGGCAUCCUUUUGAUGCCUUUGCUCGAAUCUAUAUGGUUGACAGCCUUGAAAAAUUGGGCAUUGAUCGUUUUUUCAAAGAGGAAAUCGAUAGUGUGUUAAACCAAACAUACAGAUUGUGGCGGCAGGAUGAGGAUGAUAUAUUUUUGGAACCAACCACAUGUGCCAUUGCAUUUCGUUUACUACGGUUACAUGAAUAUGAUGUUUCUUCAGAUGCACUGAGUCGAUUUUCGAAAGACAAAUUCUGCAAUAGCCUUGAGGGAUAUUUGAAGGAUGUUAAUGCUGUUACGGAGUUACACAAGGCUUCACAAAUACCUCUACUUUCACAUGAUCCAGUUUUGGAAGAACUAAAUUCCUGGACAGGAGAUUUCCUUAGGGAAUAUUUGUCUUGUUCCUCAGAACAAGAUCACAAGCCUCUUCAUAAUAUUUGCCAUGAGGUUCGUUUUGCUUUGCGAUUUCCUCAUCACACUUAUUUGGAUCGUAUGUUUAACCGAAAAAUAAUGGAGAAUUAUAAGGCUGACCAAAAGAGAAUUCUGAAAACAUCAUACAGUUCCGUGAAUCUCGCAAACAGAGAAUUUAUUGAGUUAGCAGUGGAAGACUUCAACAGCUGCCAGCUAGUAAUUCGAGAAGAAUUCGAAGAAUAUAACAGGUGGUUUAUGGAGAGUGGAAUGGACAAACUCCAGUUUCCCAGACCAAAAGUGGCAUAUUCGUACUUGACAGCCGCAGGAACACAUGUGGAACCAGAGCUCCGUGAGGCACGAAUGUCAUGGGCAAAGAAUGGCUUGCUCGUAUGUGUUUCUGAUGACAUGUACGAUGUUUGGGGUUCUGAAGAAGAGCAGAUAAGGCUUGUCGAACUCAUGGAGAAGUGGGACGUAGACAUGGAGAAGGAAAAUUGUUCGGAGCCAGUUAAAAUAUUAUUCCUAGCACUGAAAGGAACAAUUUGUGAGAUAGCAGACCAAGCCCUUAAGAUUCAAGGACGAAGCGUGCUGAAACACCUGAUUCAGCUUUGGGUGGACUGUCUGCAAUCUUUCCUGCAGGAAGCUCAGUGGAGGAGAAACAAUUACGUGCCAAGCUAUGAGGAAUAUGUGCCCGUGGCACUAAUAUCAUUCGCCUUGGGACCAAUUCUCCUCCCAGGUCUGUAUCUGGUAGGACCUGAGCUUCCACAGGAAAGCAUUGAAAGUUACGAAUACAAUCGCCUGUUUGACGUGGUUAGCAUCUAUGGACGAUUGCUCAAUGACAUCAACGGCUACAAGAGGGAAAUGGAGCAAGGAAAACUGAACGCGAUAGCAGUGAGAGGGAGGGAGGGAUCAGGAAGUGAGGAAGAAGUGGUGAAGAAGGUGAAGGAAGAGAUUGAAGAGAGCAGGAAAGAGCUGUUGAGAAUGGUUUUGCAGAAAGAAGGAAGCAUAAUACCGAGCCAAGUGAAGGAUGUGAUAUGGAAAAUGGCCAGAUCGCUGUACGUCAUCUACAAGAAAGAAGACGUCAUCCAUUCACGUGACUUGUCGGACGAGGUCAUCAGUAUCAAAGAUGCUGUUGUCAGCGAUCCUAUUGUUUUGAAAUAUGAUUAAUUAGAUAAAAAACCAGACAAAGAAAAUAAAAUGCUCAAAACAAGAUAGUAUAAGCUGGCUCCUUUCGCUUAUAUAAAUAAUAUAAGGUGACCAAUACAAGCAUUACACAUAUACACAAAAUAUACAAGGGCAUACCUGCAUAGUAUAGGGGCUAAGUCGAUCUUAUCCAUAUUGUAACUAAUUACAUAAUUAAUAAAUAACUUCAUUCUCUAACAUUCUGUAAUGACCGGAAAAAAAAACUAAUAAUAAAGUAAAAUUAAUUAAUUAAAUUAUUAAAAUCUGUUUAAAAUUUAUUUUUAUUAUUUUAGAGCAAAGAUAUCAAGGGGAAAUUGAGGCAUAGUGAACUGUAUGCAAAUUACAUUAUUGAUGGGUCAUAAAUUUGAAUUUUCAUCGGGCCAAGAGUGGGAUUUUAUCUUUUAGCUUUAAUUUAAGAUAAAAUUACGAAAAUGCCCUUAUGUUCAAUUAAAUAAAUAAAGGGAGAAAGAGAUAUAUAGCAGAGCACACGUUUCUUCCUCCAUUUGGGAUCUGAUUCAAGAACCAUUGAGAGAGAGAGAGAGAGAGAGAGAGGGAGAGAGAGUUAGAGAGCAGCUGAAUCGGGGUCACUUCCGCCGCCUCCGUCUUCUUCCUCCUUCGUCGUCGUCAACGCCGGUGGUGUGUGCAAGUGGCAACUGAGAGGAAGAGAGGAGAGCUUUAAUCAUCCAGACCAUUCAUUUUUUGUUCUCCUCCCCUUCGUCGCCGACAAGAGCAAAUGGGUAAGCAAUUUUUCGGCCAGCAUCGUUGGAGGUCACCAGAUUCCUCUUCUCCCUCUGUUUUACGUUAAAAAAAAUAAUAUUCCUCUUUUGUUCAGUCUUGCUGUGGGUGUCAGUGUUGCUGGAUUCUGGGUUCGUCAUCCGUAUGUCGUCUGUGUGUGUGAAGUGGGAGACCUUUUACUAGCAGAGGUUGCCGGAUUCUUCCAUGUUUUUCUGUGUUCGUGCUAUUCUGUGCUGUCUCUGUUUUUGCUUCUUCCUUCGUUUUCCUGUUUGCGUGAGGGGGUGAUUGUGAGAAGGGUAGCGAUUGGUGUUGUAUGAAGUGAGUUUUGAACUUUGAAAGCACUACAGGAACUUUAUACAGAACACUGGUUGUUAACGGCAAUUCCGUGAGCCCUUGGUAUGCUAUGGUACACCUAGCUUGCAAGGUGUUUAUAGGAGGUGCUAGCCCUGUGCGAUGGCUAAUGCACGUGGAACGGAGGGAUGGUUAUUCGUGAGCAUAGUACUCACAUUUGUUUUGUGGCUUCACGCCGCGUUUGGUUAGGGAUACUCUCAUGGAUUGUGUGUCCACGUUUGUUUCAUGACUUCAGCUGCGUUUGGUUACUUACCUUCAUGGAUUGUGUGUCCACAUUUGUAUUCGUGGCAUAAGCCACGUUCGGUUAUUUACCUUCGUGAAUUGUGUGUUCACGUUUGUUUAUUGUUUUAAUAAGUCCCUAAAAAAUUUGUGAAUUUUA
Molecule: messenger RNA, 3908 nt
Organism: Prosopis cineraria
Lineage: Eukaryota; Viridiplantae; Streptophyta; Magnoliopsida; Fabales; Fabaceae
Product: ent-kaur-16-ene synthase, chloroplastic-like
Exons: 16
Coding region: 50-2428 (792 amino acids)
Biological process (GO): gibberellin biosynthetic process
Cellular component (GO): chloroplast
Molecular function (GO): terpene synthase activity; magnesium ion binding
Source: RefSeq, a predicted model, not a curated record